Syzygium oleosum is the source of this 744-nucleotide messenger RNA. Its product is annotated as dirigent protein 22-like. Bases 78 to 620 code for a protein of 180 amino acids. The transcript has a single exon. The record is from RefSeq and is a predicted model, not a curated record. Lineage: Eukaryota; Viridiplantae; Streptophyta; Magnoliopsida; Myrtales; Myrtaceae.
CAACCAAAACUUGCUUUGUUAUUUCUCUUCCUCAAUCACUACGUCUAGCCUAUCAUUCCCUUCCCAAUUCCCACGCCAUGGCCUUAACCCUAACCAAGCUCCUUCUCUUCUCAUUCCUUGUUUCUUCCACCGUACUCACCGCGAAAUCCAAACUCCUAACCUCCAAGCGUGAGAAGCUCACUCGCUUCCUCGUCUACGUGCACGACCAAAAUGCCGGGAGCAACGCCACCACUGUAAACGUAGCUCAGGCGUCGACGACCAAUCAAUCCGCCACGUCAUUUGGUCUAGUAGGGAUUUUCGACGAUGCGUUGACUAUGGGCCCUGAGAUGAGCUCGAAGAACUUGGGUAGGCUCCAGGGCAUGGUGGCAUUUGCAUCCCGAACGGAGGUGGCUGUGUUGAUGUCCAUGAACUUCGUGUUCACGAAGGGAAAGUACAACGGGAGCAGUUUGACCGUUGUGGGAAGGAACUUGUUGUUCUCGAAGGUGAGGGAAAUGCCAAUCGUGGGUGGAACUGGUCUAUUCCGGUUGGCCCGUGGUUAUGUUCAGACCAGCACUUACUUGUUCGACCCGAACACUGGACUCCUCGUUCUUGUGUAUGAUUUCUCUGUGUACCACUAUUGAUGGUUUCGCUAGGUUAAGCUUGGCAGUUGUCUUUGUUUGAAUCAAUAACAAUAAAAACAUAAUUAAACUCUCAGGGAGAGAGCAUGAAAAGGUUUCAUGAGAAGUUUGGAAGAGUUUCUUAUAA